ACAGGCUCUUGCCCGCCUCCUACCUGCUUCCGUUGACAACAUCAAUGGUGGACAUCAUGGCGGCAAAGAAAAUUGUAAACAGCUACCAAACUGACGUUGUCGAAUCGAUUGUCAACCGCUGGAUAUUUGAUUAUUAUUUUUCUUUGUUGCUAGAGCGAUAUGAUAACAAGCAAUUCGCGGACGUAUGUGGCAUUAUAGAUAUCCUUGAGAGAGUCUUGGACCGUCCUUUGGAGGCCACCAAUGUUAUAAAAACAAAGAUUCGAAUAUUGCAAUUUCUCACCCGGAUACAUAACGGUGAAAACAUUGGCAAGUCCUUUAAUGCAGACAAGUGUGUAUCGCCUCUGGAAUCAGCCUUAAUAGUGCUGGAACAAAUGAGCCAGGAUUGCAGUAUACCACAGCAGGAUUUUGAGAAUGUAUGCGCUUCAAUUAAAGACAUGAUGGUGUGGAUGCUCAUUAACAAAAAUGAGUUUGACAGAGCAGCACAAGUGGUGAACAAACACUUUCCCAAACCAAUGGUUGGCAAGAAAGCUAUAUUUAUGAGUUUCAUCAAAAAGAAGAGUAAAAUGCACGACGUCGAGCAAAUCAACUUCCUACAGUUCAAGAAGGAGAUGUUGGCCUUUUGCCAGAGUCUCUGCCCAUCCAGUGUUUCCUUUCUCCACAAGGCUGCAACGCAUCUUUUUGAUGAAAAACUUGCGGCGAAAAACCGCACUGAACCUGAUGAGCAAGAGAAAGCAGGCCCGUCCUUCACUCUACAUAUAAACAACAAGCCCUUUGGACCAUGUAAACAUACAAUAAUCCAGAGGGCCAGGCUGGAGGCGGCCUACAAGGCUUUGACUGCAGGAUCAGAUGAGAAAACAUUUGCUCAGCUGGAGGAAGAAGUAGUGGAGGAAGAGGAACAGGCAAGAAUAGACAAUCUCUGCCUGCGCCUCUCUCCUAGUCCCAGGGACACCAAUCAAGACUUGGAGCAGGAUGAGCUAUUUCAGAGAGACUCAGGCAGCCCCAUGGAGGCUUCCCAAGCAGACCAACCACCACACACAGACGCUAAUCCUCAAACACAGGCAGGUUCGCUCCCAAAGACCACCCGAGUGCUGAGGAACAGGCGGCUUUACACUGUGGCACAACUGGUGGCUGAGCCGGACAGCCAGGGGAGCUCGCAGUGCACAACAGCUUUACAGGAAAUGGAGAUUGAUGUCCAUACAGAAGAGCCACCACAGUCACUGGCUAUACCCAAUAGAAACGACUCCCAGAGCCCAUUAACAGACGAUGAGGUUACCAUACCUGUGCGGAAGCGCCCCAGACCAGCCAACAAAAUUUGCAGCAGAGCCUCUACUUGUCCGGCAGAGUUGUCAACCGAGAGUGAGGAGGACCCCCCUGGCUCUGUGGAGAACGGGGAGAUCUCUGCAGCAAAACGCCAUAACCAGUCCAACAGUUCACUUAGCGGAAACUCCACUAAGUCAGAAGAGUCCUCAUCAGACAGUGAGGAAGACCCACAGGAGUCACCAGCUCCCUGCAAAAGCCCAGUGCAGAAACCUCGUAAACAACUGGCCAGCAAGCCUCUCAGCAAAGAUCCAGAAAUCAUCUGUAUCGCAGAUUCAUUGGACAGCUCACCCAAUCUGUUCCCUCCUCACCCUGUCCCUCAAACAAGCUCCACUCCUCAAAAGGACUCUGCUCAAGACACAGGGCCUUCCAGUUCCAAAUGGAAACGGCUGUUGAAAGAGGCUAAAGAAACUAAGGAAACAUGGAGCGAUGAAGAGUCGUAUGUCUCCCCCAGAAAGAAAACCGGACUGCGCAAUGAGAGCACCAUUUCAGGCAACAAGAAGAAGAUGUGGAGUGAGAGAGAGACACAGAAGUUGAAAGAAGGGGUCAAAAAGUUUGGAGAAGGCAACUGGAGUAAGAUAAUGGCACAUUACUCCUUUGAGGAUCGAACGAAUGUCAACCUAAAGGACAGGUGGAGAACAUUGAAGAAGAUGAACCAGGUCUGAGGGGCCAAGUUUAAGUGCAUGGAUGGACAUUAUACGAUGGCCUUUUUUCCAAGUCCACAUUUCUUCCCAAACAGUUUCUGAAGCUAAUUCAUUUUAUGGGUUAUUCCUCUCUUUUUCCUCUUUAUCAUGUUUCAAGAUAUUGUACAAUUUAAGUUCAUGUCACCUAGUUUAGUACAUUUUCAGGGUUUAAAUUUGUA
Molecule: messenger RNA, 2179 nt
Organism: Etheostoma spectabile (orangethroat darter)
Lineage: Eukaryota; Metazoa; Chordata; Actinopteri; Perciformes; Percidae
Gene: terf2
Product: telomeric repeat binding factor a
Exons: 13
Coding region: 45-1982 (645 amino acids)
Biological process (GO): negative regulation of telomeric D-loop disassembly; protein localization to chromosome, telomeric region; negative regulation of telomere maintenance via recombination
Cellular component (GO): chromosome, telomeric region; shelterin complex; nucleus
Molecular function (GO): double-stranded telomeric DNA binding; protein homodimerization activity; G-rich strand telomeric DNA binding
Source: RefSeq, a predicted model, not a curated record